This is a messenger RNA of Nanorana parkeri, 638 nucleotides long. RefSeq names its product coiled-coil-helix-coiled-coil-helix domain containing 4 (gene CHCHD4). The transcript has 4 exons. Gene Ontology annotation, molecular function: protein-disulfide reductase activity. Gene Ontology annotation, cellular component: mitochondrial intermembrane space. Bases 76 to 495 code for a protein of 139 amino acids. The record is from RefSeq and is a predicted model, not a curated record. Gene Ontology annotation, biological process: protein import into mitochondrial intermembrane space. NCBI's taxonomy places the organism in Eukaryota, Metazoa, Chordata, Amphibia, Anura, Dicroglossidae.
CUGGGGUCCUUCGUCCUGUCACUCUGGAUGACGCCAUCAGAGGGCGCGCAGCCGGUGUGAGUGUGAGCUGCAGACAUGUCUUACUGCAGACAGGAGGGAAAGGACAAAAUUAUCUUCGUAACAAAAGAGGACCAUGACACCCCGAGCAACGCCGAGCUCAUAGCGGACGACCCGAACGACCCCUAUGAAGACCAUGGUUUGAUUUUGCCUAAUGGAGAAAUCAACUGGAACUGCCCGUGCCUGGGCGGGAUGGCCAGCGGGCCGUGCGGGGAGCAGUUCAAAUCGGCCUUCUCCUGCUUCCACUACAGCCAGGAGGAGGUGAAGGGCUCAGACUGCAUAGACCAGUUCCGGGGCAUGCAGGAGUGCAUGCAGAAAUACCCCGACCUCUACCCGCAGGAGGACGAGGAGGAGGAGGAGGGCGGCAGCAAGGACAAACAGGGUACAGAGCUGGAGGCGGCACCAUCGGAGGCUGCGGAAGGCCAGGAGUCCAGCUAAUGGCGGAGAGGAGGCUGGAGCCUCCCAUUUCCAUCCUUUGCCUCCCACUGUUCUGAGGACCACAACAUGGGGAGGGGAGCUGUGCUACCACUCUGUUACCUUAUGAUUUCCUACCGUAACUGUGACACGGCCGAAUGACCCGU